Messenger RNA from Clavispora lusitaniae ATCC 42720, 4830 nucleotides. It is a transcript of the gene MON2, whose product is annotated as Mon2p. The record is from RefSeq and is a predicted model, not a curated record. NCBI's taxonomy places the organism in Eukaryota, Fungi, Ascomycota, Pichiomycetes, Serinales, Metschnikowiaceae.
AUGGUCUCAGCAUCGCAACUUCUUGCGGAUUUGGCGAGUUUUUCCGCAGACCUCAAGCGCAAAAACACAAAUGUGCGCCGUCUCGUUGAAGUGGCCGAGGCUGAGGCGAAAAAGCUUCCCGGCUCGGCCCAAAUCUCAGAAGCGGCUAUACAAACGACGCUUUGUCUCCCAUUUGUGGAAGGAUUGGCCUGUGGGAACGUGAAGUUGGCCAACAAUUCUCUCAAUAUUUUGCUGCGCCUUACAUUUCUGUCCACUGUGCCACUCGAUCAGGUUCUGAUGGUGAUUGACAUUUUGCAUAAGUGGGACAUGCCCGGGCUUGGCUGGGAAACACAAUUGAAGAUCUUACAGCUUUUGCCGCCCAUCACACUGAACUACACACUUUCUCGCGAGCAUUUUUUGCGUCUCUUGGCCUUGUGUUCUCGCCUUUCCGAAUCGCCCAAUGUGGCAGUCUCCAACACAGCCAGGGCCACGUUCCAGCAGGUAUUCAGCUCUGUAUGCGACAAGCUUCGGAAUCACACGGCCGGUGAAAAGUCCCAUGAAGUUGUUCUUCCCUUGGACCUGACAGAUGAGAAGCCACAGGUGUUUCACCUUGAUGUUUUGGAAGCUGCAUGUUUCUCCACAUUCCUGGAUUUGGCGUGCUUGAUUUCGGGCAACGAAACGGAAAAUUUCAGCUCAGAAGAUAUCCACAUCAGUGCCCAGACGCUGCUUGAGAUUUUUGAAAAUGUUUAUUCGCUCAACAGGGAUGUUUUCGAAUCCCAGCCAGAGUUGGUGGCGCUUUUGAAAGCAAAAGUAGUUCCAGGCCUACUCAAGAUCCUCAAUUCGCCCACCACAACCUUUCCUGUGGUUUUACGUGUUCUACGAGUUGUCCAUCUUUUGGUUGAGUCCCAGCUUCCCGCUUUAAAUGACGAAGGAGAGAUUUUGAUAUCUGUUUCGAACCAUAUUAUUCUCAAUAAGCCCCAGCAGGUGUCGAUAUCAGACUCUUCGAUCUUAGAUUCGGCUUUAUCAUUGACUGGAACAGCGCUGGCUCAAAUGUCUGUUUCUACUUCUCCAGCCUGGGAACGCAUCCUUGUUUUGGAAAUGUAUACAGCUCUUUUCGGCAAUUUCCCCACGGUCAGAUAUCUCUACAGCGCAUACGACAGCAACACGAAAAGGAAAAGUGUUUUGCACGAAGUUUUGAGCGUCGUGAACACCAUGCUCAAUACAAAUUACCCGCAAUUUUUUGCUCAUGAGACUGUUCAACCAGCACCAGAUCGCUCUACUGGUCUCAGUCUCUCUAAACAAACUUCGGAAUUAAAAGUUUCCGUUUUGGACCAUUUGGAUAAGCAAGAGGCCCCUUCUUCCCUUCCGCUGUUAUACAGCGUGCAUCUAGCUUUCAAGAUACUUUUAAAUUUUGUAAAUGGUGUCUCAAAGUUUGUGGAAAAGCUUUCAAUGAAUCAAUCACAGUCAGAUCUUGAAGUUGACUUAGACUUCAUUACAGCUAUAAACGACUCGCUUUUCCCGGAGAUUUUUCAGAUGCUUAAAAAGUUCUUACAUUGCUCAAUGGAUUCAGAACAUUUCCACGCUCUUAUUCUCGCUUUGCAAAAAUACAUACACUCGAUCGGCUUGUUGGGACUUUCGUCUUUGAGAGAUGGCCUUCUUUUGAUGCUUUCCGAUUGCAUCAUCAAAAAUACUGCUCUCUCUGAAUCAAGCAAGAAAAGUGGGGCGGCACAACUACUCUCAAUUGGAGAAUCUAUCGUUGAAUCUAUAAGCUCAACCAUUCAGGCACCUGUGAAUUCCUCUGCGGGGACACAACUGUCACAGAAAAGCGAGAUUUCGAGCACAAGAAAAAACAACGGCGAAAAUUCUGUCUUACAUUUGGGUUCUCGUCUGUUCAAUUCUCGCCAGGCUGUGUGCCUUGGGGCAAUGUAUAACCUUGCUGUGUCCUUGGGUUCCACUUUACAAGCAUCAUGGAAAAUUGUAUGGAUCACUUUCCAGUGGGUUGACUAUUUCAUUUCGGGACCUGAUAAAUUCAGCGGGCUGAAAGACUCGAAAAACCACAAAGAACCCAAAUUAUCACAACAGGACCUUAAUUAUAUUGAGGAUGCAAGGUCCAAGUUUUUCCAGAGCAUAAAAGACUAUCAGCUGACCUCUUUCAAGGAGCUUUAUCUUGCAUUAACUUCUCUCUAUUCAGUGGAUGGACAAGCUGAAGAAAAUAAAAGCAUUAUCCCUUUAGACGUUUGUCCUUUCAACAGAACUUUCUUCAUUGAUCAACUUAUUACUGUCUUAGAAGUGGAUCCAAAAAAGUAUGUGUUGGGUGAUGAUGAAGUAUGGGAUCACUUCGUUCAAUACUUCACGAAAUUGACAACCGAGAGGUCGGUCACAUCUGUCGUCAGAAAUUAUUUAGUUGCCGUCUUCACUGACUUCAUCAUUGGCCUCCAGGUUGAAAAGCCUGAAAUGGAGUUCCUCGCUCAGAAAUCCUUGAAUGCUUUGAAUACUUUUCUUAGUGCUCUUAUUGCAUUGGGGACACCAAAGGAGCACUUAAUUUUGAACUGUGAGACAGAAAUGCAUUUAACAGCGUUGAAAACACUUCGUCAACUCGUUGAUGCAUACGAUGAAAACGUGAAAAGCUCGUGGGACACAGUAUUCAAAAUAUUAAACACGACGUUCAUUAACACACAGAGCGACCUAAAGCAAGACAGCAAUUUUGCUGAGAAAAUGGCGCUCCUAAUCUCUACAUCAUUUGAUACUUUAAAGCUUAUUUUGGAUGAGUUUUUGAGCUCUCUACCCUUUUCGCAGCUCAAAGCACUAAUCGAUACAUUGUUAAAGUUUUGUUCUCAAACAUAUGACCUCAAUAUCUCUUUCAGCUCCGUUAGCUAUUUCUGGCUCAUCAGUGAUUGCAUCAGAUCUAGUAUCGAAACUGAUCUAGUUCCGUCGGAUGAGAAUAUCAUUAAUUCCAUUACAAACUUGGAACAGUUGGAAAAUAUACUCUCUCAACCAGUUGCAGAGAACCCUCACACUAUGAGUCAAGCUUUAAAUAUUUAUCUUCUUGCACGGCUUUCUAAUCUUGCAAGUGAUGAGAGACCAAGGGUAAGAGAAGGGGCAAUCCAGACCUUGUUUCAAAUUAUAGAUGCUUAUGGUAAGCAGCUCCCUUCGUGGAAUCUUAUUUACGAUAUUGUUUUGCCUGACUUGUUUAACAUGGAUAAUUUGCGUGGAACGGAUAGCCCGAAGAAUCGAACUGAUGCUAUCGAAAGCUUGAAGCUAGUAACGACAGGGCUGAUUUCGAUGUACACAAAGUUUUUAAUGAGAUUCGAUAAUACAGUUGACAAGACUCUAGUGGAAAAAUUCUGGACACGCCUUGCGGACUAUUUCGCUUCUAUGCUUGCAUUGAAUUGGAAGGAAUUGAAUCUUAAACUCUUUCAAUCGUUUCGAGAUCUCUUGAAAUCCUUAACAGCAAUUGAUGACGUUCCACCUGAGAUAACAAGGCUCAUGUUUAAAUUUUGGGUCAAGGUACCUGUGGACUAUGACUUAGUCAAACCGGAAUACCAAGAUUCUCUUGCAGUUUACAAUGAGUCGUUCGGACUGUUGUAUCUUCUUAUCCAAGACUCGCUUACAGUUGAUGAUAUAUUGCAAGUAUUAGAUAAGUUGAACAAAUGCGGAAGAUACCCGGUAUUGAAGACUGGACAGACAGACAAUAUCAAGCCUACAAUACUUCAAAAAACAGUUUUGACGAACCUACAACUUAUUGACAAAAAGGGCCACAACGAGGAGAUAUUGGCUGCGGUUAUACAGCAACUUAGCACCAUUGUUGCCUAUCCGUACGAGAUUCGGGCAAGGAUCGAGGCAAAAUUGCAGAACAAGAUUGAAAGAAAGUUCAAGAUUCCUUCCUUCAUUGCGCUCAGUGAACUGGCGUUGGAAUUGCUCACAACAAAGCUACACGAACUUAAGCACAUCCAAGUUUUGCUCAAGGACAGGAACUUCAUCAAGCUUGUUUCAAGCUUAUUGUACGCUGUGCAUGAUAAAUCACCAGGGUGCCCAGAUACUGGCAAAGAACCGUUAUGGGUGCGGUGUAACGAAGUCAUUGCGUAUCUUAUCCAACGUCUAAUUGAAGAAUACGGAGAACAUGUCAAAGCGGACCAUGAAUUGUUGCAACUUAUACUCGAGUGCAUUUUGGUGACAUUUGAAGAGUCAAGUGAAACUCAAGAAGCAUGUAACAUUCACCAGUACAAAACGUUGUCUGCGACUGUGUUGCCCUUGCUAUUUUCUGUGGACGCCCAGCACGACGGUUUGGUGGAACAAUUUAUUUUCCGUGUCUACAGACAGUCCUUCUUGUACGAGCUCAACGAUAUUGAAGCAGCAUUGGUUGGAAAGCUAAUUGAGCAGGCGAGCAUGGAGGCCAAUGAAGCUGCAUUCGAAGCGUUGGCGUUAUUCGAGUUUGACGAAAGCUUCGGCAGCACUGCUCCGUUGGAAAUUUUCCCGAACGACUGCCUACGGUGCAGAUGCCUCGACGAUCUUUUCUCGUUUGCCCUUGCAGACAAGCGGAGCGCCCAAAUUGCCAUGGUGUACUUGAACACUCGCAGCGCAUAUUGCAUUCGGCGGUUUAUUGCGGACGCGCGGCUUUUGGACAAAAAACCGUUGCCAAAGAUCCAGGAGGACGAGAUCACCUUGGUGCUACAAGGAAUGCGCCGGGUGCAGCACAUGUGGACUUUUCUGCAACAGCAGUUGUUCCAGAAGCUCUUGUCGCAAAUGCUUCCAUACGCACUGCGCAUCGAAGAAGUAGAUGCUUAUGUGCAGCGCAUACUUGAACCUAUGGAAGAAACCUUGAGUAAUAGUGGUGCGGUGCAUGCAGGGUAA